Molecule: messenger RNA, 13791 nt
Organism: Topomyia yanbarensis
Lineage: Eukaryota; Metazoa; Arthropoda; Insecta; Diptera; Culicidae
Exons: 5
Coding region: 1684-3885 (733 amino acids)
Molecular function (GO): protein binding
Source: RefSeq, a predicted model, not a curated record
ACCGCGUGUGACGUGAGAGUGCGCGCGCGUUGCAUCAAGAGCGUUCCUUGUUGCCGUUUCGGGGCUCCGGUUUCGAUGCGUUCGGUGUGUGCUUGCCGCUGUGGAUUCUGGUGAGCUCUGCCGUGUUUUUCCAUUUUCCCAGGGAAGGGUGUGACACGGCAAGGAAUGUUGUGAACUUUCUUGAGCUCGGCAGGCUAAAGUUCGCCGGAAUUCUCGAGGAGUAUAGUGAUUCCAGGUAUUAAUAUUCGCCAAUGUCUAAUGGCACUCUGCUGUCGAGCAUGGUGACGGUGUUUUCGGGGAAUGGGAAGUAUGUGUUUUCAGGGUGGGAAAUUAUGUGACAGCUGGCAGGCGACGAUACAGUGAAUAUCAUUCGCAGGAGUAUUUACCGGAGAAAAUCCCCAUGAAGCGUGCCCCGAGUGUCGAUGGAUUGGCCUAGUGUUUUGCGUGGAAGAUACGUUCAACCGCAUCGAAGGUGUGCUAGGUAAAUUUCGUCACAGAUGGUGACAGUGGAAUUCAAAGAUCAAAGAAACCUCUGAUAUCGGUGUGUUUCAACAUUUCACACGCAUGGCCGGAUUCCAAGCGAAGAAAUUAUCUACCGUGUCUGGAUUCGAAGAAGUGUUUACUGCUUUGCUUAGGUGAAAACCUUAAAAGUUUCACGUGGAAAAUCCUAUUAUGAAGAAAAGGGGUUUCGCCGACAGAACAGCCCAGCAGUAGGGAAAGUUGUAAAACUCCUUUGUAAGGAUACUGAUGGAAAACUGGGUGAAACAUCGGAUUCAAGAAAACCAAUGAAAAACGGAAUCAAUUGUGAUACGUGGCCAGUGAACAGUUCUCAGUCUGACACGUGGUUCGGUGUUCGUACAAAAGUGAAAUUAUUUAUUGAAACCGUGUGAAGAAAAGAAACGUAAAUCCUUAACCAGUUACGUUCGGUUCUAAAGGGUGCGGUGAAUGUGUGGUGUUGUCAUAGGAAGGGGGAUUUUGUGCUAGUGAAAGAAGGAAGAAACUGCUUUGUGAAAUUUUGUUUAGCUGAGGAAAUCUGAAGGAUUUACCGGCAUUUAACCGAAAAAGUACAACUCAUCCUUGGGAGUGUUACGCAUUUGUGAACAGUUUGCAGUGUGCCGCCCGAACGCCGAGUUGAGUUCUCCACCUUCGUCAAACGUCAGGACACUUGAAAACAAAUAUACCAACGUCGGAACAAGGCUAAUUACACACACAACCACACGUACACCGCUAGCAACACUGGAGAACAAAUAAUCAACGGAACGGAGCCGGAGCAACAUCACCGUUGCUAAACAACAGCAGCGGCAAGGCGACACCUAAAAGUAGGCUAAAGGGCUCUCCUUCGUCGACGUGUUCUACUGCUUCAGCUGCUCCAGUUGCUGUUGCUGGAAAACAGCCCUCACCGACAGAGAGACCGCAAAAUUUAUGGCUUCGGCUAACGACAGCUGACAGCGGAGGCAAUAAUUUGUACAUUACGGAACCGGCUGGGACACCGAUCGUUGGCCAAGUGUGGAGACAUCAUCGCUCUCGGACCGGACCGGGAAGCGUGGCGAGCACACCCAGGCAAACCUGGCCGAAAAGUGCUGGACGGACCGAACUGCAGCAGCGCCGGACCGGAGACCGGAGAAACUUUUUAAUGGAAACGCCAACUGCAACUUUAUCGUUCAACUAUGUUUAAUCGCCAAAAUGAUACCGUUCUGCUUAACAGUGCUACUCCUCCUGCUGUCGCCCGUUCUCAGUGCUGACUGGAGCGCCAGCUGUCCAGCGAGCUGCAUCUGCAAGUGGUCCAGCGGCAAAAAGUCGGUCCUGUGCAACAACCUCGGCCUCGGUACGAUUCCCUCGAACCUGUCCACCGAGCUGCAGGUUCUGGUGCUGAACGACAACAACAUCCCGUAUCUGAACCGGGAGGAGUUCACCGGUCUCGGACUGGUGAACCUGCAGAAGAUUCAUCUGAAACACUCCCGAGUGAAAUACGUCAACCGGGAGGCGUUCAAGAAUUUGAAGAUACUGAUCGAGGUAGAUCUAAGUGAAAAUGAGAUCGAGUCGCUGGAUAAGCAAACGUUUUCUGGCAACAAUCGACUGCGGAUUAUUAACCUGUACGAUAAUCCACUGAAACAGCUGGUGCCGGAUCAGUUUCCGGUGCUGCCGUACUUACGAAACAUCGAUCUGCAUGGCUGUCAGCUGAGUGUAGUGGCGGAGACGGCAUUCUCCAAUCUGGAACUGCUAGAGUUCCUGGAUCUGACGAGGAAUCAGUUAGAAAGCUUACCUCGGUACGUGUUUAAUCACAUGAAAAACCUAAAAACUUUAAUGUUGGAAGAGAACCCCUGGAACUGCGACUGCCAUCUGAGGGAGUUCCGGGGGUGGUAUUUGAACAAUUCAUUGAACCGAAGGAGUCUAAAGUGUCAGCAGCCGUACAGUCUGAAGGGUUUAACGUGGGAGUCGAUUGAAACCGAUCAGUUCGGUUGCAUGCCACAGCUGAGAAUUUAUCGAGAUGACGUGGAUGACAUUGAAGAUUUAGGGGCUAACAUCACGUACAGAUGUGUGGCUUUCGGAGAUCCGGAACCGACGGUGACCUGGGAUCUCAACGGGAAGAUUGUGGAUCAGGAAAAUAUGAUGCUAGAGCACGAGCGGAUCACAAGGUUCGAUGGGAAUGCGACGCUUUGGAGUAAUUUGACGAUACUGAAUAUCACUAGUAAUGACUCGGGCUAUUACACGUGCACCGCAAGUAACAGAAUUGGGUUCGUGAGUAAAAAUUUCAGUUUGAUUCUACCGGAGGUGGUGGAACGAGUAAUCAUCAAAACGCCGGAAACUUUUUGGUAUUUUGGUCUGAUACUGGGCAUUUUUGGGACGAUCUUUGGACUAUUAUCGUUGUCGGUGGUGAUUUGCUUGUGCAAGAGGAAGUUGCGAAUGCGACGGAGAAAAAAGAAUAUCAAGAGUAGUGUAAGUUUCAACGACCAAGAGAAGAAGUUGCUGGAUCUAAGUAUAACGACUAACGAGAGACAGGAGUUCAGUGCUAGCGAUGUGAUGACUCCUUCAACGAAAACUGAUUCCACGAUAGCGAUGGAACCGGUACAAAUAACAAUCGAAUCGAUUGCUGCUAAGAGGGACGAGUUCCCGCUGAAUGUAGGUGUGUUCCCUCCACCACCGGAGUUCUGCUCCCAGAUGGUACCGAACCCCGCAUAUGGCAACAUAUUCAUCUCCGUAUCAGUGACGCAGGACGCGUUGGACAAUCCCGAUUUGAACAUGUAUCCGGAUCUGUUGAACAUCCCGAACCGACACAAGGGCAAACUGAUACCGGUGAACGUGUCGUCGUAUGCAACGCUACCUCGCAAGAAUCGACCCGCAUUGACGGCACUAAGUAGCAGUCAGCCACCCUCCCUGACGGCGGUACCUCCUCCGAGCAUUCCGAACCAACAUCCUACCCCAUCGACCAGCGGAAUGGUAGAGCAGCUUCAGCUGCAGGACAGUAUCGUCAAUUACUCAAACAUCGAAGAUUCCUGCGAAAUCACCAGUUUGGGCAGUAACCCAAGCUCCAUGUGCGAGGAGUGUAGCAAAUUGUUCAACUCCUCCACCAAGAUGAAUGUUCGCUUCAACAAGGCCGAAGCGGUCAACAAGUGUGAGAAUAGUUUCCCCUGUCUCAAGUACGACAAUAUGGGCCGGAGGUACACGGCCAGCGGUAACUCCACACUAUCACUGCCCGAAGACGAUCGUCAGGCCGUACUGGAGCAGGAAAGUAUCUUCAUCAAGCAGGAAAUUGAACCAAUCAAGGAAGUUCCAACACCUCCGGAUCCACCAGCAACUCCAACCAGACCGUGCCCUAAUCUGGGCAUUUCGGCCGUUGGAACGGCAGCCAUUUUCGUAACCGGUAACGACUUCGUCUCGCUGUAGUGCCCCUUCCACAUCCAAGCGAUAGUACAAAAGUUAAACAGCAUCCCCUGAAGUAGGUAAUCUCCCCCCGUAAAACGGAUUGAAGAGUCCUGGUAUCGGUUGUAGAUUACAUUCUUCCGUAGCCCGGCGAGUCUUUUUGGCUUACACUCAAGUUGACAGCCGAAGCAGAGUCGAACCACGAAGUGUGAUAUAGGGUAACAGUUAAGGUAACUAACCGAUUAUUAUUACGGGAUAGGAGCUGCUUUUUCCUCUUUUGAAAUCAGACAGAUCCAACAGACACCCAACUAAACAGUAGAGGGAUGCCCCAUUCUUAGAAAGGAAGAGCCAUGAUACUCUCUUAAUACUAGAUUGAACGCCUAUCUACGCAAGUAAAAUCAAAUAGCCUAAAUUCGCUGCUUAUACAACAGAAGAGAAAAAGAAAUAAAAAAAAAAGUCAAUCAAAACAUCAGAGAGUUGAACUUUGCUAGGAAAAUUAUCUGUUAUCAUCCGAGCGGUUGCCAAUUAAAACUGUACAUAAACAAACUUCUCCCAUCAGCGGUAGUAGAUUGGAUCAGAGGCAAUCUAAAAACGAUUUUGCUUUGUCGGGCGGUUGUAAGUACCUUGAGAGAAAUUCUUUCAAAUUCAAUAACGAUUCAUCUCCAAUAACUCGAUUCCGAACCGAACAGAACCGAGUUGAACGCAGACAGGGGUGGGGCAAUUCAUCAAUUUAUGUUUACCCAUUAUGAUCCCGGUGCCGACCGGAGACAGUAAAUAUGUAUGUAAACAAUCAAACAGAGUCAACCAGAGCAUGUAUGUAGUAAAUUGAUUUCUCACUUUUUCCAGAGGUAAUAUCAAAUUUCAAUCAACCUUUUAUCAGAAUCAUAUCUGGCUAGGUCGAGAGAUGGAUCAUCCAGGCCGCGAGAAACAGAAAUAACGGUAGGAUAUAGGCUAGAUGAUUCACACAUAUAGCCAAGCGGGUAUCUUUCGACAUGUGUGUUCGGAAAUGUUGAAACAUGGAAAAUUUCUAACGCCUUCAAGCGAAAGCUACAUGUAUAGCUAUCACGGCAAGGGAACCAGCCACAUUGUAGCAAUUUUAUUUUGGAAUUUAGUUAAUUGAAUUAGCCUUACUUCAAUUUAAAUUUAGAUAUAGGUAAUUCAUUGGGAUUUUUAGGUAAGUUCAUGUAUCAACAUUCCGGCCACCUUAAGGUAGCACCGAUGCUUAACUUCUAUCAGAACUGCGAUGUUUUGGUACAGCUUCAGUUGCAGCCACUUCAACGUUACUGGAAAGGAAUCAUGGCAGACCACUUUGAUAACCUAGCUGAAAAUCAUCACCCGUUGGGCUAAGCGACACAAGGCUAGAUCAGCCUCGCGUAGAUAGAUUCUCCAACUGCUCUAGAUUGGUCUUCUGGAGAACAGGUCAUUUAAAACUGAAAAAUCGUAUCCAGUGUAAUUGCAAAGCUCUCUACAGCUGCAACCGUUCUAAGAUAUAUGCUCCCGAUUUGAAGGGUAACGGUUCGGAGAUCGUACGGUACGAGCGAUUUAUCGCGGCUGGGAUGCCAAAGAAUACGUUGAAACGGGCGGUCCUCGAUGUGCAGCUGGAUCUGUCGUUACAUACGUUUAAAGGCAGCUAAGAUGGUGAUCGGGAACCUUACAACGAUUAACAGCAUGUCUUCGUGGAUACGAGCUGAUGAUCGCAGAUGAAAAACUAGGACCAGGAUUUCUUGAAAACAGGAUGUAAUAUUGGAAGAAUGGCUAGCUGACCCAAACACGAAAAGUGAAGUCCAAAUGCACGAGGAAAGAGAAUAUUUGUGCAGACUUACCACUCAACCGUCUUCCUCGUCUUCUAUUCGCGGACACAGGGAUACUCCCGUUCGGCCAGAACACACAUCUGUAGCUUUCUCAUUCCAGGACUAUCUCGCUUAGUACAAUUUUUCGUCUUGUGCUUCUUUGUUCUGCCGCGAAUUCCCUCACACGUACACAAAUGAAUAACACGAAUGCAUCACACUGAAACAGAUGAUCCUUUACGGAAUUCUUUACGGGAAGAGCACAACUAUGAAUGUUUCGCCCUAUUUUUCACUGCUUUCAACCGCCACCACCAAUGAUGGUAUCAGCUCCGUGAUUGAUUCCGAACUCGCUGUGUUCCGACAGACUAAUUGGUAAUUUUCGAUCAUUAAUUUAUGGUUAGUUUCUCGCAAUCACUGAGAAACAACUUCGAGAUGUUACGCGUUAUGAUAGCGAAUGGACACGUACACUGCCUCACACACUCGCGGGCCACGAGAAGAGAAUAAUGCAGCGGAGAAAAACUGCUCCUGCCUUUUGCUACUUGCUCGCACAAAUAAUUUGCGGUUUUUUUUUUCUUUUUUGGCCGCUCUCACCGCCAGGGGUGCCAACCUUCCAGAUUUGGCUGGAUUCUACCAGAUUUUUAAGCUUCGUCCAGACAUACAGAUUUAUGUUUGUCUGAUCCAGAUUUCAGAAAAUUUGUCCAGAUUUAUCCAGACAAUUUGAAAAAUAAGAAAAUGUGAUACAAAAAUGCAUAGUAGAUUUUCAAACCACCAUUUCGAACUACGAUUUAAAACUUUUUGGACUAGCUGGAAACACAAAAUAUCAGUUUUUUUUUCGCUAAAAGCGAAUAAUUUUUUUUGAGUUUUCAUCAGAUGGAAAUUUCAGCAAUCCAAGAUGCUGAAAGCUUACAGCAUCAAAUUCAAUCCUCAAGCUUUUUCAAAAAAAAAUUGGCUAUCCAGACAAUUCCAGACUUUUUCGAAAAUUAUUACAGAGUUUUUGGAAAAGCACUUGGCAUCCCUGCUCACCGCACGUCCGCACCUAAGAGAAGAGAAGACAAUCGCGUAGCCAAUUUGAUCCACUCCUAACCUCAAUAUUGAACCAGCUUCUGAUUGGUCGUUUUGCCAGUCAAGAGCGUUCAUAAUAUUUUCAAACGGGAUGAAAACCAGUGCUGCUGAAUUUAUUUUGGCUACUUUCCAUACACAUGAACAUUUCAUGCAAAUUGAAUAAAUACCCUGAAUGAACUACGUGUAUUGUUAAGAGAGACGCGAAUAAACAUAAAAUUCAAUUUUUAAAUGCAGCUAGUAUUAUGAAUUCUUGACAGAGAGUCGAUAUUUGAGGUACAAUUAUUUUCAGCAAUUGUGAAAAACAUGCAAAUGGAAUCUGGCAAUGAUGGAUGCUUGUUGUCUUUGGAAUUACGACAGGGCCUGGUAGAUAAAAUUAAGAAGAGCAAGAAGCCUGUUGUCGUCUCUUCUCUUGGGUCCGCACUCAAGCGGCUAUGACUUUUUUCUGAACCAUCCCUGUCAAAAAAAUGCGGACGAACAUGGUCAGGCGAUUUAAAAAGUUUGACGUUUGACUCAACUCGCCUAUGCUAAUUGUCCUUAGGAACAAAUGCAAUUUGCGAAUGCGAUUUAAAGGCAAUUUCAAUACUUAGACAAAUUUUCUGGCGGCUGAAAUGGACUUGGUUGUUUUUGCGUUUUUCAAACAUGGCGGUUCAGUUUGGCUUAAACUUAAAAUAUUUUAUUUAACGAUUGGCGUGAUCUCGCUUAUAUUUUGUUUGUCUAAUGCACUUCAUUUAACCAACGAAUGUGGGAAAUUGUGGAAUCGUGUGAAAAUACAGUGGAACAAGAUAUCUGACCUAAAAUAUUAAUAAAAGUCAGAUUGUGGUUGGUUUUGGUGUGCAAUUCCAAUUUCACCAUUGAUUCUUCCUAAAGUUCCUAGUGUAGUGAUAAGUUUAUGUGAGUAGACAAUGAAUCCGAAAAUAAGUAAUAUUUGUAAUUUUCAUAUUAGGCAAUUAAGGGCGAUUAAAUGGCGCGUUCCCUGGGCGAUUUGGGGGCGAUCUAAGGGCGGGUAGAGCGGCUGAAAAAUGACGGCGGCAAAUCGCCCAAAUGUUGCAUUUGAAAUAGCCCCCCAAUUGUCAGCAAUUUGCUGGCAAAUUGUAGGGCAACUAGCGCAACCGAGUUGGCAAAUAGCCCCCCGUUAGCCAGCAACUAGCCCUUUUUGACUGGGAUGCGAUUUUUUUGACAGCUCCAGUGCUGCCGUCAUCCCGCGACUAACAACCCAUCGCAGGUGGGGUGCGUUCACGUCUUACUGUAUUUUUCGACUACGUGCUACAUACUUCCGUCUAACACCUCAUUAUUGCACUUGAUUACCAUUUAUCCCAGCCUCAUGACAACCCUAUACCAUCAUAUGGAGUUUGACAGCGACCGACAUAUAUGGGGCGUUAUAGCUAUAAAGCCCCAAACAGAAUUAUGUUCGGCACUAUGCUCGAUAUUCAAGCAUUCUGCACGACGUUUUGCAUCUUGUGGGAUGAUUUAAUAUCAUAUCAUUCAGAAAAUCGACAUUUUGUAACUAAAUACAGCUUCUAAUCAUUCGGUUCAAAAUCAAUGGUUUGCCUUUCAUGGCAGUGAUGCUGGCUGUACAGAGACGUCGUCCUUGACAGGAGGCUGAUUUAUCCAUUUUAAACGAAACACAGGAUGGUGUGAAAUGUAGCAGUGCACGUUACUGUCGUCUGCUAGAUCGACGAGCUUUUCCAAGUGCGCAAUUUGUGUGAAUUGUUACAUUGAUUUGGUGGUAGUAACAUAAAGUUCUUCAUACUGUUUUUCUUCAACGGAAUACACCGAACACGACUCAAUACUGUUCAAGGAUUAGAUCGACAGUAGACAGAUACGUAGAAUGGUGGGCUGAUCGAUGGAGAUCUUCCUGGAAAUAGUCCAUCCAAACACUAUUUCUAUCAGCAACGGUGGUCUACCCCCCCCCCCCCCCCCGGAGAAAGCUUGCUGCCAGGAUACCACUGGUGAUACGCUUCAUCACCGACAACCAUGUCAGUGACGGAUGGGAUGUUCUGGGGUUUGCCAAAAUUUCACACGGAAAUGUCCAUUGCAGCGGUUGGAAAACUGACUCUUGAGAACCAAAAACUCAAGUUUGCUGGAGUAUGAAGUUGACUUUGACUUGAUGAUAGUAGUCAUUUAGCUUGAGCAGUUUAGUGCUCUCACCGACAGCAGCUACUGGGAUAUCCCAUGUCCACCUUGGUGCGACGGAGUUUCAGGAAAUUCGUGAGGUUCUUUGUGAUAAAGUUCCACGUGGAUCCUGAUAUUUCCUUGCCGCUCUAAUCUACGACGAGAAAGGAAACCUUUUUCCUGCAAAACUGCACUAUGCUAAGCUGUUUGUCUUCACUGCACUGGAAGGGCCAGUAAUAAAGGAUGUCGAGGGAAUCGACUGGCUUGCCACGCUGACAGGAGUAGAUUGCAUAUUCGACGGUGUUGGCUCGUGUAGCAGGAAGUGGUAUUUUUCGAGGCAACUACGAUACAAGAACUUGAAUGUACAGACCCUGGCUUGCUGUCCAGUACGAAAGCAAUUUCAAGAUAGGUAGGACGGCGUAGACUUACGGUAGCGGCUUCCUAUGACAUCGGAGACUGAGGAGAGUACCGUAGUUUAAUUCAGCGGUAGCUGCCUUGUACACCAUCUUGAACGAUAUCGGAGCUGGAAUCGGACCGGCCACCAUGGUUGUAACUAUGUGUUAAGUGCAAUAUUGCAGAUAAGUCAUAAUUGAGGUCAACAUGUAGAUACGUUGGUAGAGCACAUAGUGGGAUCCAGCUUGUAGUAAAGGAGAUUUCUUAACGGGGUGUUCUAAUAAUGGCUAGACUCGCCCAACUUUGUCGAAGCCGUAACAAUCCAGUGGAAAUCAUUAACUAAAAUGUGGAUUUCUUGAAGAUCUUUUCGCUUGAUCCGAGAGAGAUCGUAAAGAGCUUGGAAGAAGCGUGAAGCGUCAACCACAGGAAAAGCUUGUUGUCGUACCACCUUAGCAAGGUUUCCUAAGUCUAUGCGUAGUAGUCCGCUUCUAUAUCUACGGACUCCAAUGGCUUUCGAGCUUCUUCCUACAGUGACUGCAAUAGGUACUUUAGCUUCGUAACAGACAGAAUAGCUGCAUUACUGUGGAUCAUCGACGUAUACAUGUCAGGGAAUGCGAGCCAUCGCCGUUAAACUUGGGUAGGUUGAUCUUGGGUGAGCGUAGGUGGAACGAGGUGGAAGCAGGUGCCGCCAUUGCAUUGUAUUGUUCAACAUACCCAAGGAACAAUUUGAAUUUUUAUAACGCGCUGCAAGUGCAAUCUAAGUUUUAUCAGUAGCAACAGAAGUACCAUAAAACCUUCAAUUGUAAGGAGGGUGAUUGAAUUGGAGUCAGCAGUACCAUUGUACAAUAAAAAUCCUGUAAUCGUAAAAUAACUGGUCCAGAAAUCCAGUUAUUUGUUUGAUUUUCAUGGGGGUUAGAAAAAUCUCUAAUCCAAUGUGCGGGGUUGGAAAUUAAACCCAGUUUAGCUGCGUACAAGACAAUCGAUUUACCAUCUACGCUAUGCCCGCCCCUUUUCAUGCGUUCUUCCAGGUGGAUAUCCAACAUCUCCGGCUUAUCGUACAGAUCGAAAUCCUUCGCAAACUUCUACGGUGCCUACUGCAUUAAAAGGAUCCCUUUCCGCAGGAUCAAGUAGUCGGACAGUUUCUUUUCUGUCUAGAUUAACACCAUUUUACCACUACAUGUAUUUUCAUUACCACCACUUAAAUGAUCGAAAAUAAUACAAAUCAAUAAAAUAAACCUUCUAGCCAACCCAUAGACAAUUGGAUAGCUGUCGUCGUACCAUUGGCUCGGAUGGAUCGGACGGUCGGAGCCAAACAGCAUUCUUCGCAGGAUUCACAUGUGUAGUGUGAUCUACACCAGGCCACCAGCAACUUUCUCGCAGACGUCGCUUUAUAUUAAUUAGGUGGGUGUCCUUCACGACCCAGAAGGGUAAUAUUGAAGAGAUUCUGCUCUCCAUGUUAGGAGCGGCUCUAAACAGCUUAUUUCCCGGAACAGAUGUAACGUGCAUGCCGGAUCAAAGACUAGCUAAAGCCAUUUUCCGUAGAGAUCCGAAAGAGGUCAUCGACUUCGGGAUAAACCCCGUAUUUGUUUAGCGACUGCAGAAUGGCGAUGACAGCCCAAGAUUGAUACCCGUGGAAUUGUUCGGCUGCGAUGAUGACUGCCAUGCCUUUUAAAGGAAAGCGUGGGACCAAAGAACGAGUUAUCCGUUUAUCUGGACUUACACGUAGAGAUAAGGAAGCUGGGUUUUUGACGACGUCCUCAAGGUGAUGUGCUGUCUCCACUUCUAUGGAACCUUGUCGCCGAUAGCUUGUUGAGGAAACUUAAUGAACGAUUUUUUCAAUUAACUAAAAGGAUCGAUCAACCUGCUCCCUUCUAUUGAGGACUAAAAAGAUUGUGGUGUGAAGUAAUGGAAGCUUUAUGAACGAAAGUUUUCGUAAAUUUUACAUAUUUAAUGUACAUUACAUGAAUGUUAUUGUUGAAAACGGCUUUAUUUUUCGGAAAAGAAACGAAAUGUUUCGUUUAUUUUAAUAAACGUUUACGUAUAUUACAAACGCUUUCGUUUGCCGCAUUCUAUGUUUUAGGAUCAAUGUUUGACAGCACCGAUUUUUUAUUAAUUAAAAAGAUCGAUCUGGCAAAUUCGAUUCUAUUUCAACCUGCUCAUCAUUAUUGAGUACUAGAAAGAUUGUGGAGUGAAGAAAUGGACGCUUGAUGAACAAAAGUUUUAGUAACUUUUACUUAUCAAGUGUACAUGGCACGAAUGUUAUCGUUGAUAACGACAUUAUUUUUCGUGAAUGAAAUGAAAUCAUUCGUUUAUUUCAAUAAAUGUUUGUGUAUAUUACGAACGAAUUCAUUUCGUUCAUCUUUGAAAAGUUUUCGUAUUUAUUAUCUUCUUAUUUUUUCAUUCGAUCUUUUGAGAUCGAUGUUUGACAACACCGAUUUUUUUAGUUAAAAAAGAUGGGUGGGUAAUGUCUGCGACAUAACCGGAGAGAUGUAGAAUACAUAAGGAACACGUUCUUCAAAUAUGUUGAUACUCAUUAGGAUUUUCGGACAAAAGCUGAUUUGGGCGAGGAAUAUUUCAAAUUAUUCUUUACAAAAAUGAUGGUGGUCCUGAAAAGGACCGGUUUUGUUGGCGUUGUUGGCCUUGGUGAGGGAGAUGGCUAACGAUGAAAUUAAUUGUUAGCAUGAGGAAGUCGCGUAGUACUGGCCAAUGGAAGAACAGAUAAUAAUUGAUUCCUGAAAAUCAAUUUUUCUUUAUUCAUGUAAAUUAUACAUACUUACAAAUCUAACAGAAGAUUCCUGAUCAUAUUUCUGAAUCAUUAGUGCGAACAUUGUGUAAUUUGGUUAAGUACAAUGAAAGUUACAAACUUUCCAAACUCGACCUUCUGUUCAUUCAGAAAUAUUGAAAAGGGGUGUCGUGGUCACAAUAAAAAAAGAUGGGUGGGUAAUGUCUGUCACAUAACCGGAGCGUCGUGAUUUCAAUUCGAGACGUUAAUUUAAAUCUAAUAAUAUUCAACAGAAUCACGUUAGAAUGGGAAAUUUUCAAAUAAUUCUCUAUGGUAAUAAUGGUGGUUCUGAAAAGAACCUUUGGUAUCGGCGUUGGUGUUGAUGGUGAUGCGCUGGAUCGUUGGAUAUUUUUGGCAUGAUAGUUACGUGCCUGGCGAACUGUUUUGUAGCCUCGAACAAAACGACAAGACUGGCUUCUUCGGGUACCAUUACGGCUGAACUUUAUAAGCUUAGCUCGACUUUGAAAUCCUGCACAAUCUCACGAAUCAGACACUGGUAGGGCCAUUUUGUUUGCUACUAGCACGGAGCUGCACAAAAAAUCAUUUAAUGCAGUUAGUUCACGGGGGCUGCCAAAAAGCUUGAAUAGAAGCAUGCGACUUCAACGUUUCUCUUAAACACAUGCAACAACACAUUCGUUUUGGUAAUACUGAUAAUAACAGUAGAAAGGAAUGGAAAAGCAGUGCACGAAACGAGCGAGAGGAUAAUUUAAAUUUUUGUUCCUUGUGCAAGCUACUUCUUUCCACCCAACGUAUUAUGUUGCUUGUUGAAAAUUUGCUACACACCUUAAAAUAAAAGUUUCAGUUUAACUCUCACUAGAACACAAUUGAUUGGUCCUGAAAAGAACCGUUGCUUUUAUUGUAAUUUACGCCCACUCCCACAAACCGACCAAGUAGGCAUCACUGGCUUCAUUACGGCUGAGUUUUGUAAGCGUAGCUCGACUUUGAAGUAAUACACAACCUUACGAACCAGACGCUGGAAUGUUAGCCAGCGGAUUAGUUGCUCCGUUGCCCUUUAGUUGGGGCGAAAUACUAGCAUGGCGACAGUUCCUGAUCGGUAGUUGGUUGCGAUGGGCCACCAGUAGCUGGGGCACUUUUGCGGACCGUCAUCAUCGCCAACUGCUUUCCUCCGGUGGACUGGCUGCUUGCUAGUGCUUGAACGAAUACGAAUGAUGAGAAAAACCGACCGACCAAUAUUCAUAUAUGAAAACACGAGAAAGCACUACUAUCGCUCUCCCGCUCGUUUUCGUGCCAUUCCUGUGCCUUUCCUUUCCGUUCGGCUACCAAUACUAGCAUAACCAAAACGAAUAUUCUGUCGUUCCAUCGCCUUCAAUCUAGUGGCCAGUGCUAGCAAACUUGCAUGUUCAGUUUUUCAAUAACAACAUUCCAACAAUAUUUUCAAAGAAUGUUGCAGAUUUGAAAAGAAGGAAGGAGAAGAUUUUCACAAAUUUAAAUUCUUUUGUUUUAUUUGUUAGCGCUGAUAAAGGCUAUUUAGUUUGCUACUAGCAAGGAGCUGCACAAACAAAUCGAUUUAUGCAGUUAAUCAACGGAGGCUGCCAAAAAGUUCGAAUAAAAGCAUGCGACUAGUGUACUUUGCAUGUUCUAUAUUUUAUCAAUACUAGAGAGGAUCAAUAAAAUAAUUCAAAUUGUUAUAGCGACAUGCAAUUGUGGCAACACUGGCCAUGAGAUGGUGGGGGAACACGCACAUUCGUUUUAGUUAUGAUGGUAGUAGCAGCAGAAAAGAAUGGAAAAGCAGUGCACGAAAACGAGCGAGAGAAGAUAAUUUAAAUUCUCUUU